ACAAAUUGAGUCGUCACAUGCGGAAGCACAGCAAUUCUCGCACCUGCAAGUGUGCGAUUUGCUUCCAGGUGUUUAAGUACAGGGAGUCCCUGACUCGCCACAUGAAGACACACAAGGGUCCCGCGCAGCUUCAUGGCUGCUCCCUUUGUAACUUUAAAGCAAACGCAAAGUACUACCUCAAGAUUCACCACAUCCGUAAGCACACUGAGGCUUACAAGUUCAGCUGCGAGCAGUGCGGCAAGUGCGAAAAACGCUCUUACGAAGCAUCUCAGGACACACUCGAGGGAGAAAUUGUACCUCUGUACCAAGUACGGCAAGACCUUCGGUUCACUUAAUUCUCAAAAGAUGCACCUGCUGCUGACGCUCAUGGGGGAACGUCCUUACGUUUGCGACAUUUGUGGACAGAGUUUCACUCAGAGAUCCCCGAUGAUGGUUCACAGGAAAAAGCAUCCUGGCGUUCAUCCUCCGCCACCACCUAUCAAGAUUGCCAACCUGCUUCUCGGCGCUCAAGACAAAGUGCAUCUCAGCAAGAACAAGGCAAAUUGAUUUUGCGUCAGACUAUUGAUCAACAACGUGUUCAGCGGCCAGAAGAUAUUUUUACUUGAGGAAAGGGUGGAAAGGGUGGCCGUGUGGGCUUUGUGACUCCGCCGGGUCGCCGGGUCGCCGGGUUACUUGUCAGUAAGAGUAAUGCAAUUAAGAAUUUACUACGGCGAACAUACUCAAUGACAUUUCAAUGGAGCUUAUCUGUUCUUCCAUCGCACCACCGAAUAGCAACGGGGCGACCUUCCUCGCCCAAUAGGCGCGCGACGUAUGUCUUCCUGUGUCAGCUAAUUUAGGCUAGACGAUUUGUCCCCUUCUUCCUUGCCUUCUUCCCUCUAUAUAGUUAAGUGGAAAACCAUGCCCUUGCAACGAUUAAUCUCCUAAGCCGCCAAUGACCGUCUCCUCCGGACAGAAUGUUUCCUAGAUAAAAAUCGUGAUCCGAGACAGAUUUACGGCGCCGAAGAAUUCUUACUGGAGCAUUGAUAUUCCGAUU
Molecule: messenger RNA, 1033 nt
Organism: Cephus cinctus (wheat stem sawfly)
Lineage: Eukaryota; Metazoa; Arthropoda; Insecta; Hymenoptera; Cephidae
Product: oocyte zinc finger protein XlCOF26-like
Exons: 2
Coding region: 133-546 (137 amino acids)
Source: RefSeq, a predicted model, not a curated record